Molecule: messenger RNA, 1782 nt
Organism: Racocetra fulgida
Lineage: Eukaryota; Fungi; Glomeromycota; Glomeromycetes; Diversisporales; Gigasporaceae
Source: the annotation of a GenBank genome assembly
AAUCCGGUUCCCAAAUUAUCCAGGGAAACUAUAAGAGAGAUUUUCAGGAAUCUAAUGGAUCAAGAUCUCUGGAAUGGUUCGAAAUCGGUGUAAAAAUUUUGUGGGAAGAUCCAUUGUCAUGGGGUUAUCCGGUUAUCAAUGUUUAUACAGACUUUCUUAACGCAGAACAAAGGAAAGCGUUAAAGAAUGCAAAGAUUACUCUUUCUAAGCUGCACAAUCCUAUGGAUGAUUAUUCUCUUUAUAUAAAGAAAUUCAAUCUAUCCGAAUUACAUGACGCGAUUUUUAGUUGGCUUCUUCAUACGGAAAACAUCGAUGAAAAAUAUCGCGACCUAUUUAAGGGAAACUUUAAUGCUAAAGCGGCUGAAAAAGAUGAAGCUACGAAACCAAUCAUGAAAAUGAUGACUUUAAUGAUUUCUCAUAUAAUUAAACUACUUUUUAACUCGACUCAAGGUUUAGAUAUGUUAGACAUGUCCUUUAAUCACCUAAGCAUUGGAAUCCCUGCUGAUAUAGUGAAAUCUGCUGAAGCAAUGAAAAGAGCAUUUACUGAUAUAACUUGGCUUAGAGUUCACACAAAUUUCACAAGCAAAUUGAUUUCUGAGGAUCGGCUAGACACUGCGUUAAAAAUUUUCAAUAAAAUGGUAGAGCUUUGUCAUAAAGUAGAGUAUUUGGAUGUUAAAUACCAAUAUUACACAGAUAUCGAUAAAAAUGAUAAAAAUGAUAAAAAUGAUAAAAAAAUCAUGUCAAAGCUGGUGAAUGUACAACAAAAACUUAAACAUUUCACCAUUCGACGCUCUGAUCUUUGGUUUAACCUUAUGGUUUCCAUAGGAGAACAUGCUGCUAAUACACUAGUAUCAUUUAAUUUGUCUGGGAUUCCAUUGUCACCACAACAACUUCAACCAUUAACGCGUUGCACUCAAUUGUUGACAUUGAGUUUUGUUCGAUGUAUGGACAUUAAACAAACUGGAAAGAACAAAAACAAGAAUGGUACAGUACGAGAUGAUGACACACCUACAUUUGUAGAUAGUAGUGGACUAUUCUUUCAUAGUGUCAAAAAAAUGUACUUAUACAAAAAUAAAAUUUCGCCAGAAGCUCUUACAUCACUUAUUAGGAUGACUAUCAACCUCGAAGAGUUAAUCAUAGUUAAUAAUAAUACAGAGACGAUUAUUAAAGCAAUAUCUCAUUAUUGCGGUAACAUUAACUAUUUGGCAUUAACUCUAUAUUCUGAUACCACAUUUUUUGCAUUAAUGGAUUGGCUUUCGUUAUCACAUUUGAAAACUUUAGUAUUGGGUACUCAUCAUUCAAAAAUCCUUAAUUUCAAGGACCGUCCAAAUCAAUCGCUCGGUUCAAUGCUUUAUGAGAUUGGUGACCAAUUUCCUCUUUCAUUAACAAGGCUUGAUGUAGAUUUUGAAGUUACACCUCAACAACUUGACAUAUUUUUGCAACGUAGUAAUUAUGUCUUUGAAGAAUUGGGAUUACAUCAAUCAUCUGGAUUAAAAGAUGAUCAUUUGAGGGUUCUUAUGAAUCAUGCCAAAGUGUCUAAAAGGCUUCGAAAAGUCACUUUUGAUAGAAUAUAUUGGAGUAGUCCGGAUGAGGAUUUGGAGAGUCAGAUUUCAUUCGAAGGAAGUUUGCUUGAAAAGUCCUUAUUCUCUCCAAAAACAUUGAAGGAAGCGGAACAAUACAUCAAUACAAUUAAUUCCACUUCAUUCGAUCCAUUUAUAGAUCCUUUACAAAGAAUUUUUAAAACUCGUAAUAUUGAGACGAUGGAUAUAGAAGACUCAAAUA